This is a messenger RNA of Vicia villosa (hairy vetch), 1370 nucleotides long. RefSeq names its product casein kinase II subunit beta-1-like. Gene Ontology annotation, cellular component: protein kinase CK2 complex; cytoplasm. NCBI's taxonomy places the organism in Eukaryota, Viridiplantae, Streptophyta, Magnoliopsida, Fabales, Fabaceae. Gene Ontology annotation, molecular function: protein kinase regulator activity. The record is from RefSeq and is a predicted model, not a curated record. The transcript has 5 exons. Bases 193 to 1023 code for a protein of 276 amino acids.
AAUUAGCAAUUAGAGUGUUCAAUUCAAUUGUUCGGGUUGGGUCCCUCCUUGAAACAAAAACCCUAGCACUUUCUCUAUCAAUUCUCCAACCAUAACAUAACCAAAUAAGCCGAAAGGCCAUUUUCCCACCGAUAGAUAUAAUAAUAACAUAACAUGUUCAUAACCCAAAAUUAGGGUUUCCAAUUUCACGAAAUGUACAAAGAAAGAGGCUUCUCUGCCUCCAAAUCGGAGGAUCGGAAACGAAUCAACGAUGUUCUCGACAAGCAGCUCGAACGUUCCUCUCCUUCCACUUCUCGUCCCAUCAAUGGCAAAAACAACAAAGACAGAGACAACAACAACAACAACACCGUCAAGGAUCCUCGUUCCGCUUCCGUUUCCAAAACUUCCAAUAUCUCUGAGGAAUCUGAAACAGACAGUGAAGAGUCGGAUGUUAGUGGUUCUGAUGGAGAUGACACAUCUUGGAUCUCAUGGUUCUGCAAUCUCAGAGGGAAUGAGUUCUUUUGUGAGGUGGAUGAUGAUUACAUCCAGGAUGACUUUAACCUUUGUGGGUUAAGCAGUCAAGUGCCUUACUAUGAUUACGCACUUGAUUUGAUUUUGGAUGUUGAAUCUUCCCAUGGUGAUAUGUUCACAGAGGAACAAAAUGAGUUAAUUGAAUCGGCAGCAGAGAUGCUUUAUGGUAUGAUUCAUGCACGAUACGUACUGACAAGCAAAGGAAUGGCUGCGAUGCUUGACAAGUACAAAAACUAUGACUUUGGUAGAUGCCCAAGAGUUUAUUGCUCUGGACAACCCUGCCUUCCAGUUGGUCAGUCAGACAUUCCGAGGUCAAGUACCGUGAAAAUAUAUUGUCCUAGGUGUGAAGAUCUUUAUUAUCCUCGGUCCAAGUAUCAAGGCAACAUUGAUGGAGCUUAUUUUGGAACAACAUUUCCGCACCUUUUCUUGAUGACGUAUGGACAACUGAAGCCACAGAAGCCAGCUCAGGGCUAUGUUCCAAGAGUUUUUGGGUUCAAACUUCACAAGCCAUGAAGGUGAAGUUUAAGCUCUCAAGAAAGUAAAAGGCUGCCUGGAUCUCAUUUGACUCUUCCUUGUAUAACUCCUUGCAGCAUUCAGCAGAUCAAAAGCUUGUGAAACCAGUACAAUAUAGACAUCUGUUUUACUUGUUUUAGAAGCGUGUUGUAAAGAAAUAUGAAGACAUGUGAAGCAAGUGCCUAGUUUCACUUUCAGCUUCAAAUUCAAUGAGCAAGUGCUUAGGUACUUGACGUCACUUUUUAAUGUCUUACUACAAAUUGUAUUUCCUUAAUGUUUUCUAUGUCCCUGAUUACAUAUCUCCUGCCAUUUUAAUAUUGUUUUAUUCCAUUGCCUCAUUUCUGUUA